Molecule: messenger RNA, 3390 nt
Organism: Ostrinia nubilalis (European corn borer)
Lineage: Eukaryota; Metazoa; Arthropoda; Insecta; Lepidoptera; Crambidae
Gene: Tak1
Product: mitogen-activated protein kinase kinase kinase 7-like
Exons: 12
Coding region: 160-2217 (685 amino acids)
Biological process (GO): immune response; positive regulation of canonical NF-kappaB signal transduction; JNK cascade
Molecular function (GO): ATP binding; MAP kinase kinase kinase activity; magnesium ion binding
Source: RefSeq, a predicted model, not a curated record
UGGCGGUCUUGUCGCAGUUGCUUUUUUCUGCCAAACAAUACUGAGAAAAUUGAUAAAGCAAACUAUUUUCGUUCCUUUACAGAGAAAUUUAGGUAUUUUAAUAAAUAAGCUAAAUAUAUUCUAACUAGUCAUUUUGAUAAUGUGAUAAUAAGUGUACUCAUGGCUUCCAAUGUGCACGACUCGCCCGUUCAGCAGACAUUUGUGGAGGAGAUAGAUUACAGUGAAAUACAGGAAUUAUCGGUGGUUGGAAAAGGAGCUUUCGGUGUAGUUUGGAAAGGACUAUGGAGAGACACAUUUGUGGCGGUGAAGCAUAUCAAUUCAGAGGCUGAGAAACGGGAGUUUGCGAUAGAAGUUCGGCAGCUGUCCCGUGUGUCACACCCCAACAUAGUUAGGCUGUAUGGAGCAUGUAUGAAAGGCGCUCAUGUAUGUCUUGUAAUGGAAUAUGCUGAGGGUGGUUCAUUGUACAAUGUCCUGCAUAACCGCCCCAAGCCUAAAUACACAGCAGCCCAUGCUAUGAGCUGGGCCAGACAGUGCGCUGAGGGAGUGGCAUAUCUUCACGCAAUGAAACCCAAACCGUUGAUACACAGGGAUUUGAAACCUCCUAAUUUAUUGCUGGUGUCUGGAGGGCAGCGACUAAAGAUUUGUGAUUUUGGAACUGCUGCUGACAAAGCCACAUACAUGACAAAUAACAAAGGCAGUGCUGCUUGGAUGGCUCCGGAAGUUUUUGAGGGUUCCACGUACACAGAGAAAUGUGAUGUUUUCUCAUGGGGUAUAAUCCUAUGGGAAGUACUUUCUAGAAGGAAACCCUUUGAAGAGGGAGGAUCAGCUUAUAGAAUUAUGUGGGCUGUACAUACAGGACGAAGGCCAGACCUAAUUGAGGGCUGCCCGGAGCCAAUUGAACAAUUGAUGACACAAUGCUGGCACAAAAGCCCGGCACAGAGACCAAGCAUGGCUGAGGUAGUAGAAAUAAUGACAUCCCUAUGCGAGUUCUUCCCUGGCGCGGACACUCCUAUCGACUACGACGACUGCGAAGACGACGACGAAGCGUGCUCAGAGGACGAAUACAUGGCAUGCGAUCAAGAGAGCCUGGACUCUGAUACUGAGCACUUGCUGUCGCAGCUGGUCACGCCCGUCGCGCCCGCGCAGCCGUCUCCGCGCAGCAUCGUCGGCACACAGGUCAACAAACUACAGAACCUCAUAGCGGCCGAAGCUCAACCGAAAGCCGCCUCUCUGACCAGAGAAGAAGUGGAGGCAUACAACAGAAUCGGCCCCAUCCGAAUUCCUCAACAGUUCAAGAGAGUGGACGAAGCGGGCAGGUCCUCCGUCACCAUCAAUAGGACUUCGAGCUCCCCGGUGCCUCAGGAGAGAGGCUACGCCCCAAGCGAGGGUAGCACUCCGCAAGAUACGUUGCGGGUGGUCCGAAGCCCGGUUGUGUUCAGUGAGAGCUCGUCUCCAAGACGGCUAUCUCCUAUAGUAAACUACAACAUCGGCAACAUGAAUCCUCGACACAUCGAUAUGGAGCAAUACUGGAACCGAGAAAACGACAAGCUCUCUCCAACCAGAAGUCACUCGGUCAACAGCAACACGAAUUCACUAAGGAAAGAGGAUUACAACCAGAACUAUUGUGAUAGACUGAGCGCAGGCAACAGUCCCAUGACGCCGGUAAAUGAGUUCAACGGGAAUAUGCAGGGACCGAUCGAUCCGAGAUAUCAAAUACCGUUGGAGAUCGAAGUUGGGCCGAAUGCCUGGGAUGCCGUGGACCUAUCAGAGUUCGAUGAGUACAUAGGAGUUAAGAACAAAGCAGGGUUCGACAAGUUCCUCACGCUAGGUAACAGUAGUGGGUCGACAGGCGGCGAGGGUGCCGCGCCGCCGCCGGCGGAGCCCGACCCGGCGCUGGACUCGAUGCACCUGAUGUUGGACCCGCACCUGCGGCCCAUCUCGCCGGACCUCGCCAGCGACGAGUCCAAGAGGAUAUACGAGGAGCACAAGCAGUUAGCCCCGGAGUAUCUCAGGGUUCAAACUGAGACUGCCUACCUCAGUAAACAUAAGUCAGAAUUAGAAGAACAAAUGGACGACGAGGAGCUACGGCAAAAGAGAGAAAUCAUUCAGCUAGAGAAUGAAAAGGACUCGCUAAUCAAACUGUACCACACGCUACGAAAGCAGCUAGCGCGAGCAGAAAACGACUGUUGGCUGCCGCCAGACAUGCGCCACGAGUGACGUCACUGGCGCAACACACGAGAUAACUUAUGACGUAGGCCGCUACUCCGCAAAACGAAUCGGAUAUAUUUGACUCUUUCACUCACGUGAGACAAUGUGAAAAAAGACAGAUGAACGUCAUUUGCGGAGUAGAACCGUUGUUUGUAACGUGAUGGUUGGUGACUGGCUUACCCUUUUGUUCGCCAGCACCAAACCAGAACUUUCGAAGAGAUGAAGUUAUCUAGAAAUACUUCGAGCGUAGAAGGACCAAUUCAAAAUGACGUCUGCCCUCGAACUGACUAUGAUCUGAAAUCUCCUGGAGCUGAUGGAUGGAGAAAGCUUCCUCCACACCUAUUUAAAGGCAUUUGGGUUUCGUGAUUUGGCAAUAUCGACACAAAAAUAAACAAUGUAGAUAAUUUCCACCAGAGCCCAAAACUUGUCGGAAUUAACUGUUAAAAAUAUCGAUUAAUUAUGAUAAUUUAUACAUAGCGACAUCAGAUCAUUGUCAUGUAGUUUCCUCGUGUUUUACAUCUGGAAAAGACGGUAUAGUCAUUAAAUGCUUUAAAAGUCAUUGAUUGAUUCGUUUGUAUUAUUUUAAUGAUAAGCAUUGAACAAUGUAUUCUAAUCUUUUUAGCCGUAAAACUUGCCAAAGCAAAGGGAAAACAAUUUUUCUCUAAUUUGGAAUCAUUAACUUUGGAAAUCGUGAUGUUUAUUGUCUGCAUUCACAUUAUUUUGCUUAGAGCUCAACACAGAACUAAAUGCAGGGUAUAAAAAUUAUAGAAAAUUAGAUUUAAUUUCCGAUUUUCUUAAUGAAUGGCUAAUUAUGAUACCUAAUGACCACCAUGUAAUUAUCAACCAAUGACUGAAAUGUUGACAAAUUAAAUAUUUUUAUUCUUGCGUCUAUUCAAGAAAUUAAAAUUUUAAAUGCCCUGCUUUUUGAGCCCGCAUAUGAACGAUCUUGUUGAUUCAGUUUUAUUAUUUUUAAAUACAACUAAGCACGUUUUAGUGCUUAAGAUGUUAGGUAUUAUUUGUGAAUGUAUCAAUGUGCAAUCACUAGCACAUGUUUAUAAUCUAAUCCUAUUAUUUUGUGUGUAUGCAUUUGUUUUGAUUGUAUAAAUGUAAGAUAGUAAAAUAGAUCUAUUAGUUAUUUAAGAUUACAAUGUUAAGUUUAAUAAAUAAUAAUUUAAAAAGCCA